AUGAGGGGCUGCUGGAAGAAGCGGAUGAGCUGCACGAGAGGAGUGUUGCAGCUGCGCCGGGCCGCGGAGGACGAGUUGAGGAGCGCCCUAUCUCGGCGGUGCCAGACAGAGACGGACCUUGAGAGGCUGCAGGUAGCCGUGGAAGAGUGCAAAAGGCUGGGGCUGAACGUGCACACGGCGGAGCGGCAGUGCCUGCGGCUCAAGGAGCUCCAGGUGAACCGGGAGUCCACCCAGGCGGAGCUGAUGGAGGCCUCCCGAGGCGUCGGGGUCCAGGGCCGACUUCGACUGGAGACGGCGGUCCGGGCCGCGAAGAGCGCCGGGGUGUCGGCAGAGAAGCUGCGGGCUGCGAGCCAGCGGCUGGCGGAGUUGCGCGAGCACGAGCAGCGCUGCGAUGUGCUCGCUGGAGAAGUGCAGCGUGCCCUCCCCGUCUUGCAGACGCAGCCCUGGCGCUACCAGCAGCUCCUCGAGGCCGCGGCGGCGCUGAAGCCCUGGACCUCGAAGCUGGAGCGGCUCAUCGCCGAGGGCAAGGAGAUCCUGGACAAGCGUGAGAAGGAUAUCGCCCGGCGAAGAGAGGUUCGGGGGCAGCUUCUGCUCCAGCUCAAGAAGAUAGAGGAGGCGCGCGCUGCGGGCAAAUCCACCCACGACCUCUUGGUGCCGCUAAAGGACUUGCUAGACAAGGCAGAAAGCGCAGGGCUGCAGGAGGAGAGCAUCCAGAAGGGCAAGCUCCUGUUGCAGAAUGCCAAGAGGGAGGCCUGCCAGCGCAACGUGGCGGAGCACCGGCUCCAGCUGGCGCUGGAUGCAAGAGACCAUGCGGAGAUCGAGCGGUCCAUGCGCCAGGUGCGGGCGCUGGGGCAAGUGGGCCUCACGGAGCAGAGUCCUAGAGGCACUCGGCAUGGACGAGGUCUGCUGGUGGGUGACAGAGAGAGCUCGGCGGCGCUGAUGGAGCAGGCGACCUCGGCGCUGCGGAACCUCAACGAGGCCGCCGCACGGCGCCAGGCGGCAGCCGCAGCAUUGGAGGCUCUGAACACGUCGAAGGGGCUCACAGGGAUCGUGCCCAAGGAGGCGGAGGAGGAGGGCUGCAAGAGCCUGCGGGGUGCGCGGUCUGCCAUCCAGGAGGCGAAGCAGUCCGGUGUCGCAUCGACGCUGAUUGAGCAGGCCAAGCUGAAGCUCCGACGAAGGCGUCGGGAUCGCCAGGAUCAGCAGGAGGCCUGCAGCUCCUUGCAGAAGGCCUUGUCCAAGAAGGAUGUGCCCAAGCAGGUGCUGCUUGCAAAGAUGACAAGGGCCUGCGCCUUCAGUGUCAGCAUGGUGCGUUACUGGCUGGCGGAACGCUUUGGGGCUGGGAAGCAUAGGUGCGCCGCCCCAGAUCUACCGCGACCUUCGGUGCAAAGACACGGCAACAGCACGCGGGCGAACCGGCGCAGCGGAUGGUUUCUCCACCGGGCUGCGGAGGGCGACGGCGAGUUGCGCAGCUUGCCUGAGUCGAACAUUUUCUGGGUCAACUGCUGGUGCCCAGGUCUGGGAGGCGAGGCACGGCGUGCCAGCUCGCGCCAGAAUGGAGUGAGGUGCUGCAAUGGAAGCGGAAGCGGAGGGCUAAGGUUUGGCUGGAUUCAGCCGGAUCGCUUCGUGGACCAUCCUGAAGCCUUCAAGAACAACUGGAGGAUAUAUGUGAAUGUCCUCGAUGUGAAGGGCGGCGUCCUGCACAGCGGAGCUCGAGUGUCCUUCUUGGUCUACAGCGACGGCAAGGGCCUCGGCGCCGCGGAGGUGCUGCCGGCCAAGGAGUUGAAGCACACGACGUGUGCUUGGAGUCACCGGGCUGUCUCGAAGGUCCAGAAGAGCACCGAGAAGCUUGCAGGUCGGAAGGGGGGCAAGGCGUGCGGCAAGGGACCUUCGAAGAGGGUGUCCCUCCGGGGUCCCGACAGGGACAAGAAGACCCACAGAGGACUCGCCCUGGAUUGCCUGCGUUGGGUCUCCUCUGAGAUGAGGGGCUGGAGGCCUGCCAUGGAGGACGCCACCUGUGCGCUCAGCUUGGAGCCGCCUUUGGGCAACUAUGCCCUGUUCGGGGUCUUCGACGGCCACGGGGGCGCGGCGGUGUCGCGGCGUGCAGCGCAGGAGUUGCCAAACGGGAUUCAAGCUGCAGCACUUGAGUGCAUGGACGAAGAUCUCGCGAACCUGCCCCAGUUUCUGAGCACGGCGCUGGCCAAUUUGGACGAGGUGCUGCGUCAUGAGGGUGAGGGGCAAGCGGGGCUCCUGCAAGUAGGUGGCAAGGCCAUUGAGAGCUCUGUGAGGAACGCCUAUGGCCUGAUGGGCAGCACCGCCGUGGUGGCGCUUGUGGAGUGCCUUGGAGCCUCGGUGCUGCGUGUCGUCGUGGGGAAUUUGGGGGACUCCCGGGCCAUCUGCUGCCGAGCUGGCGAGGCGAUCCCACUCUCGGAGGAUCACAAGCCCGAUGUGCCCGAAGAGCGAGAGCGCAUUGAGAAGGCGGGUGGCUUUGUGGGAGCCGUUGGGCCGUGCCAGCGGAUUGACGGCUGGGGCCUGAACUUGUCGCGGGCGCUGGGGGACUUCCACUACAAGAGCCGCAGCGAUCUUGCGCCCAGCGAGCAGAAGGUGUCCAUUGAGCCAGACGUGCAGGUGCUGGAGGUCACGCCCGAGGAUGAGUUCCUCUUCCUGGGCUGCGAUGGUGUCUUCGAGCUGCAUUCCUCCCAGGACGUGGUGGACGCGGUGCGCCAGGGCCUGCAAGCCGGGCAGCCUCUGCAAGAAGUGGUGGAGGACUUGGUGGAUGCCAGCUGCAGCCCUGACUUGGCACAGACCGGCGGCGCAGGGAGUGACAAUGUCAGCGCCAUGGUAAUCCUUCUGAAGCCUGAAAGAUUCUGA
This is a messenger RNA of Effrenium voratum, 2868 nucleotides long. The record is from the annotation of a GenBank genome assembly. NCBI's taxonomy places the organism in Eukaryota, Dinophyceae, Suessiales, Symbiodiniaceae.